AUGGAUGCCAAAAUUAUCCAUGACUCGUCCCCAGAGCAUCUCGCUAUGGGGUCUGAGAAUGGCUCAAACCGGGCCCUCAAGCGUCAAAAGUCAUUCUGGGGCAGUCUCAGAUCUUAUGACGGAAUCCAAGUCUGCGCAACCGUAGCUUCCAUUGUGUUGGGGCUAAACGUCAUCCUAGCGAUAGUUGCGUUUAGCAUUGGCUAUUCGAAGUCGAGCGAGAGCGGCUUUUUAACUGUUCCACUCUAUAACGCCGUACUUCUCACUUCUCAGAGCUCAAAUGAAUACAGUGUCCUUGUCGUGCCAUCAGAUUACACUGGCAGUCGGCCGCUGAGUCUUCCUCAUUCCUCCGAGUGCUUUCAAUCCCGUGUGCAUCAAUCACUAGCCGACUUCAACUUGGAUAUUGCAAAUGGCAGGUUUGAUGUCCUGUCAAAAGAACAAUGUCUAAAGACAUUCGCUGUGAGCUACCCCCAUGGCCACAGGUCCCUGCUUGUCUUGUCAAAAAAUCUGACCUGGGACCUGCAAGACCCUGUCAAAUUUGCGGGGAAUGCAAACUCCCCAACGGACUAUCAAUCAAUCGAGUCACGGAGCCCAGCUUCUUGGAUGUGUCCCUCCCGUAACAAAUCUGUGUGCACUUCAUCGACAAUUCAGAAGCAAUUGCCUGAGUGGAAGAUCUUGGCAUCCGUUUUGGAGGAACCAACAUGGACCAUCACUGCACCUUUGGACAAUGGAUCAAUGACAUAUACUCAAGAAAACUACACUAGUUGUGGCCGCGAGACCUCGUCUUGUUGGAACAUGUUUUCUCUAGCUCAAUUCCUCUGGGGAACCACACUCGCCCCGACGGGUGGAAUCCUACCUGUCACAAAGCCUGACCUUCAACAAUACCUUGGAUCAACUUCUGUGUGGGGAGGCAACAUUACUUGGGCAGAAGGAGUCGUCUAUCGGCAGUCUGGUUCACAAUGCUCCACAUACGAUGUCUUGAACACGCCCAAUACUAUUGGUUACUUUGAUUAUCCCUCAAUUGGACUUUACACUGUUGAUGGAUGUGUAAGUAUCAAAGGCGAGGAGAAAUGUCAACUACUUUUCAACCCGACAUUUUCCCUUGUGGUGCUUAUGUGUACUGCAGUCAAAGUUGCUUGUAUCGUGUUUGUGGCUCGCCGAGAACGAACGGACCGGCUUUUGACCGUUGGUGAUGCGAUUUCAUCCUUCCUCUCAAAGCGAGAUCCGUUUACCACUGGAUGUUGCACAUCAUCAAAAUCUGAUUGGAUCAGACGUUCCCGGUUUGAUGGAGCAGCUCAACAUAGGUAUGAGGGGGUUGCUCAACAGAGGUUAGACACUGGUACACGACGAUGGUGGCAAGCUGCUGGUAUCAGGCAAUGGGCUCUUACGCUCGGUCUAUCCUUACCUUGUCUUGGUGUGGCAGGGUUUCUACUCCAUAGCGGUUUGCAAGACACUAGACUAGAUUCCGUCGGCGGGACGAAUUGGUCUACUCUUUGGAACCUUGGACUAGGCUCUGCUAGUCCUUACACAUUGAUAUAUCGCUUGCAUACUACCCUACUCGGCAAUGUUCUUCUGGCCAAUACCCCGCAACUUCUUCUUUCCGUCUCAUACUACUUCUACAAUGCUACCUUGACUGCAAUGUUCAUGGCACAUGAAUAUGAGAGUUAUGCAAUUGGGGGAAUGCGCCACGACUCCACAGUUGAUACAAUACAGAUGUCGCCGGCCAAGGGACUUCGCGUGUCGAGUAAUAGAAAGGGUGCUCAACGCUCAUUCUAUUUCCUCAGUCUCCCAUUCCGAUAUAGUGUUCCACUCAUGCUAACAUACACUGCGUUGCAUUGGCUUCUGUCUCAGACCAUCUUCUAUGUCCAAAUCUAUAUGUAUGAUGCAGACAUGUAUCACGAUCCAAGCCUUGACGUCGAUGCGUGCGCGUGGUCACCAAUUGCUCUCAUAUUCACCAUCAUCGUUGGGUCUUUAAUGAUCAUGGCUCUUUUGGGACUUGCAAUGAGACCUUUUCGCUCGGUUAUACCACUUGCUGGGAGUUGCAGUGCUGCGAUCAGCGCUGCUUGUCACCCACCGGAAGAUGAUGUGGAUGCGGCACUGAAACCCAUCAUGUGGGGGGAGAUUCAUUCUCACUCCCCCUCUACGGACUCUUUUACACCCAUUAUAGUGGUUGGAAAAGCUCAUGACGAGACGGAUAUGAUUGAGAUGCAAGGCAAAAGGAAAGUUAUGCAGGGCCUUCCACGCUGCACCUUUACAUCGAUGCGUGUGGAGCGACCUACCCUUUUUCAAACUUACGAGUGA
Molecule: messenger RNA, 2298 nt
Organism: Penicillium coprophilum
Lineage: Eukaryota; Fungi; Ascomycota; Eurotiomycetes; Eurotiales; Aspergillaceae
Exons: 3
Coding region: 1-2298 (765 amino acids)
Source: RefSeq, a predicted model, not a curated record